Molecule: messenger RNA, 2429 nt
Organism: Nylanderia fulva
Lineage: Eukaryota; Metazoa; Arthropoda; Insecta; Hymenoptera; Formicidae
Product: neuroguidin
Biological process (GO): maturation of SSU-rRNA from tricistronic rRNA transcript (SSU-rRNA, 5.8S rRNA, LSU-rRNA)
Cellular component (GO): small-subunit processome; nucleolus
Source: RefSeq, a predicted model, not a curated record
AUGGCAGCAGAUUAUUGCGCUUUUUUCCCCCCGUUACUACUUUCGUUUCCCGGGGGCGGACAUUUUUCCCGGGGACAGCCGCGGGAAAGUCGCCGGGGACGGGUCGUUCCUCGCGGUGAAACCGUGCGAAAUCGUCCGCCGAGCGCGUUUCCGCCGCGGAAAUCCCUCGCGGUCGUAGUUUUUUCGGCGAGACGUGUCCGAGAGAUACUUUUCGCCGACGCGUUUUUACGCGCCGCGUGCGAUCGCCCGCCCCGCCUCUCGAGCGGACGUGUUUCCUCGGCCCCGAGGAGGCCGCGUCCCGACGCAGGAGCCCGCGCUUAACCUAUCUAUGCGCGCGGAAAUACCCGACUUGUAAAUAAACAAGACGUCGUCGCGCGGUUACGAUAAAUCCUCGCGUAAUUAUUCUCCGGGGGAGUUUCAAUCGCGAUGAUCGCAAUUGACGAGAUGGAGCAGAGGGAUCUCCCCCAGGCAUUCCGCCUGCUGGGGGAGAUGAACGCCAAUGUUCUGCAGGUGAACCAGCUGGUUGACAACAUGCUGGUGCGCGUGAAGAACGGGGAGAUCUCCACGGACAAGGGCCUGAGCUUUCUGGAGAUGAAGUACCACAUGUUGCUCUCCUAUCUCAUCAAUCUCACCUACGUCGUCCUGAGAAAAUGCUCCGGAGAACGUAUCGAGGGUGAUCCGUCGAUCGACCGUCUGAUCGAGAUCAGGACUGUCCUAGAGAAAAUCCGACCGAUAGACCACAAGCUCAAGUAUCAAAUAGAUAAGCUCGUCAAGACCGCGGUGACAGGUACCGUCAACAGCGAGGAUCCGAGUAAUUUCAGGGCGAAUCCCGACGCCCUGGUGGGCAAGCUCGACAGCGAGGACUCGGACAGCGAGUCCCAGGAGGAGGAGGAGGCAGAUGGUUUCAAAGCAACUACACAGCAGUCUAGGAAAUCCAACGUUUACGUGCCACCCAAACUUGCUGCGGUGCACUAUGAUGGCGACGAAACCAUGACGGAGAAAAUUCGCAAGGCCAGCGAGAGGGCUCGUAGACGCGCAGUGUCGAACACAGUUCUGCGAGAAUUGAAGGAGGAGUAUUUGGACGCGCCUGUCGAGGACAGCCAGGGUCUGGGCGAGAAGCGGGCGAUUUUGGUGCGCGAGCACAAACGGAAGAUCGAGUACGAGGAGAAUUACAUGACCCGUUUGCCCGUCACCAAACAGGAGAAGCACAGGCGUCGUCAGAUCACAACUAUGGGCACCCUCGGCGACGAGAUCACCACUUUCGGCGAACCAUCCGCCAAGAAGAGAAAAGCUCAGAGGAAGGGCAAAGCUAAAAAGAGUUUCAAGAAAAAGCGGCAUCAUUAAGAAAUGACUUCGGGACUUUGACGAGACCUGGAGUUUCAUACAACAUUAACAGUUAAGGUAAAAGGCAAAAAAAAAAUAAAUUUAUUCGACUUCUUCUUCGAAACAAAACAGCAGAUGCCAUUAAUACUCGUUACUAAGUUAAGCUAAAAAUAACAUCGUAACGUCUAGUAAUUUAAAGAAAAAAAAGGGGGGGGAGACAACGUCAAGACGGUGUGGAGUAAAAAUAGCACGAUGGUAAUUUAUUACUGUAUAAGACAUACUAAUGGUCGUGUAAUUGAUAAUUCUAGUUAAUAAUGAUUUUAAUCUUUAACUGUUGUCUGAGAGAUCAAUUUUGAUCUGUGGAGUUGAGGAAGAGAGACACGAGAUCCAUCGCAAAAAAAAGAAAAUUCCACGUGAACGAAUAAAGAAGAAAAAAAAAAUAGAAGGUUCAAACACGAUGGCACAUACGAGCUUAAUGGAAAUUAUGUGUCGUAAUAGGCGUAUAAUACUGUAUCGUAAUGUUGGAUCGAGUAACGGAUUAAACCGGCUCCAAGAUUGAAAAUUGUGAAUUACACGUAAAAGUUGAAAGCAGAACAUUUCUCUGCUUUAUUUUGAAAUAUUCUCCGGCUAUAUAGGAAAAGAAAAAAAGGAGGAGGAAAAUCAGCAAAAUAUACGCAUAGCAGGAGAGGAGAGGCGCGAUAUUGAAUUAAUUGUUAAACGGAAAGCGUAAAAAUCACAAGACAUUCACAGCGGAAGUUGGAAGACUCGAAAUUAAAUUUAAAAGAAAAAAAGGAAGAAAGAGUUUAGGACAAAAAAAAAGAAGACACACUUAUCUCUAGGAACUUUGCACACACAGUCGGCGCAAAAAACUUGUAAAACGAGCAAAAAAAGAAGAAAAGGAAGAAAAAAAGAAGCAAAAACGAUAUUUCGUCGAUAUCGCAUGUCUUAGGAUUUUCUCGCUGUCUUAGAGUAGUGAAGUAGUUACUAGUUUUACUAUAUUAUAUGUAUGUUUCGUUUGUGUUUUUCCCCUGGUGAAACUGUUGAGGCUAUUAUAAAUAUUUGGAUGUGAGUCAUGUUUUUACGUUAAGUCUCAUUUCUCUCUUUUU